Anguilla anguilla (European eel) is the source of this 2702-nucleotide messenger RNA. RefSeq names its product receptor-type tyrosine-protein phosphatase epsilon-like. The coding region runs from base 309 to 1997 and encodes 562 amino acids. Lineage: Eukaryota; Metazoa; Chordata; Actinopteri; Anguilliformes; Anguillidae. The record is from RefSeq and is a predicted model, not a curated record. Gene Ontology annotation, molecular function: protein tyrosine phosphatase activity. Gene Ontology annotation, biological process: protein dephosphorylation. The transcript has 19 exons.
CAACCGAUUAUACCAUCCUCUCGUCUGUGCUGGUCACUUCCGUGCUUCUGGUCAUCUUCAUCCUAUUGGCCGUAUACUGCCUCAGGUUUAGGAACCAUAGGAAGGCAGACGUUACUACAGUUGACAAAAAGCUACCGAAUGGCUUCUUGGAAGAACAAGGACCACGCUGUUGCCUCCCUCGGCUGCAUCGUUCAGAGCAGCAGACGGUGGUUCUGCUCCCCAAAUUCCCGCCCGCGCCCAAGUACUUCCCCAUCCCCGUGUCCCGUCUGGAGGAGGAGUACCGCCAGCGCUCGGCCGACGACGGGAAGAUGUUCCGCGAGGAGUACGGCUCUCUGCCCAGUGGCUGUGCUCAGGGCACCUGUGAUGUGGCCAGCAGAGAGGAGAACAGAGAGAAGAACAGAUAUCCCAACAUCCUCCCCUAUGACAACUCCAGGGUCGUGUUAACACAGAUUGAUGGGAUUAAGAGCUCAGAUUACAUAAAUGCCUCAUAUAUCGAUGGUUACAAAGACAAAAACAAAUUCAUUGCAGCACAAGGUCCCAAACCAGAAACGGUGGCAGACUUCUGGAGGAUGAUUUGGGAACAGAAGACAGCGACCAUAGUGAUGCUGACGAACAUAAAAGAGAGAAAAGAGGAUAAGUGCCACCAGUACUGGCCCGAGCAGGGCUGCUGGUGCUAUGGCAACGUGCGGGUGGUGGUGGAGGACUUCACUGUGCUGGUGGACUACACCAUACGGAAGUUCUGUGUGCAAUACCAGGGCGGCGACGGCGCCAAAGCCCCCAGGCUGGUCACGCAGCUGCACUUCACCAGCUGGCCCGACUUCGGGGUGCCCUUCUCCCCCAUCGGCAUGCUCAAGUUCCUCAAGAAGGUCAAGACCGUCAACCCGUCGUACGCCGGACCCGUCGUGGUGCACUGCAGUGCUGGCGUGGGACGGACGGGCACCUUCAUCGUCAUCGAUGGCAUGAUUGACAUGAUGCACGUGGAGCAGAAGAUCGACGUCUUCUCCUUUGUGUGCAAAAUACGAAAUCAGCGCUCGCAGAUGGUCCAGACUGACAUGCAGUACUCAUUCAUCUACCAGGCCCUGCUGGAAUACUACCUCUAUGGGGACACAGAACUGGACAUAUCUUCUCUGGAGGGUCAUCUGCACAAGCUGCACAACACAGUGGUACCCCUGGACCGGAUCGGGCUGGAGGAGGAGUUCAAGAAAUUGACCAACGUGAGGAUAAUGAAGGAGAACAUGAGGGUGGGGAACCUUCCAGCAAACAUGAGGAAGAACCGCGUCCUGCAGAUCAUACCAUAUGAUUUCAACAGAGUAAUCCUGUCUAUGAAAAGGGGCCAGGAAUUCACAGAUUACAUCAACGCCUCCUUCAUAGACGGCUACAGGCAGAAGGAUCACUACAUGGCCACGCAGGGCCCCCUGGCCCAGACGGUGGAGGACUUCUGGAGGAUGGUGUGGGAGUGGAGGUGCCACUCCAUCGUCAUGCUAACCGAGCUGCAGGAGAGGGAGCAGGAUAAGUGUUUCCAGUACUGGCCAGCAGAGGGCACUGUGACACAUGGAGAUUAUGCAGUGGAAAUCAAGGGGGACACGCUGUGUGACAGCUUCAGCCUGCGAGACCUGGUGCUCACCUACGUUCCGGAGAAUCAGACGCGGUUCGUCCGCCAUUUCCACUUCCACGGCUGGCCCGAGGUGGGGAUCCCGGCCGAAGGGAAGGGGAUGAUCGACUUCAUCGCUGCCGUGCAGAGGCAGCAGCAGAAGUCCGGGAACCACCCCAUCGCUGUGCACUGCAGUGCUGGUGCAGGGAGGACGGGCACGUUCAUCGCCCUCAGUAACAUCCUGGAGCGGGUCAAAGCCGAGGGGCUGCUGGACGUGUUCCAAACGGUCAAGAGUUUACGGAUGCAGAGGCCCCACAUGGUUCAGACUGUGGAGCAAUAUGAUUUCUGCUACAGAGUGGUACAGGACUUUGUCGACAUUUUCUCUGACUACGCCAAUUUCAAGUGAAGACUUUGCCUUAAAUCUUCCAUUUCAGGGGAAGGAAGUAUUUUACGUUAGUGAUGCUAUUUGGUCAGGAAAUCUUUUUAACUGAAUUAAAUGAAGAUCCUGUUUUACUAUGCACUUGUACUUAAAGGUUACUGCAAAUAAAUAAUAGCUGUACUGUACUGUAAUAUACUUGUGUUACUCAGUUGAUGAGAUCUGUAAAUACCAAAAAAGAUUUUCUGAUUUAACAAUUUGAUAUGAAUGGAAGAAUUUAGGGAAGAAUGGGAUUUGUCAUUGUUAAUUACCUUUGGUCCCAUUGCAGUAAUUAUGUGUAAAGUACCUGGGCUCAUGUUUUAACAUUGUUUUAUGCCAACCGAGAAUUAUUUUUAAAGAUUAUUUAAAUGCUAUACACAAUAUUUAUACUACUGUAGUUUAUGUAAAUUGUGUUUUUAUGUGAUGUUGCUGCAUAUGAUCUCUCAAUAACAUUUUAUCAAAAUUUAGAUAAAUUUCUAUAAAUGUCAGGUUUUAUUUAUUUUCAUUGUAGGUGAGUUAUAACAUUAUACAAAGAACGUUAUGUGUGAAAUCCUGUGUGUGAAAUAUUAUUCAGGAUGCAAAACAUGAGGAAAAAACUCCCAGGCAGGACAAUAACCAGAAAAAAUAAAUAUUAUUUUGGAUCAUAAAACAUAACACUGAGCAGCAAUCAAACCAGAUAUAUUCAAAAAAAAAAAA